AUGGGGCUCGCUUUCAACAUCCUGGGGCUCGUGGGCUCGUUCAUGAUCUCCGCGUCGCUCGUCCCGCAGAUCGUCAAGGUCUACCGCACCAAGAGCGCGAAGGACCUCAGUCACUCCUUCCAGUUGCUGUACCGCAUUUCGCAUGUAGAGCGCUACAGCGGCCUCAUCCUCGUGGCGGUGUACGGGCUCGGCGAGUCGCUGUGGCCCACCUGGAUCCCUGUGGUCAUCGAGCUCGCGGGCGGCCUCACGCUGCUGGUGAUGAAGUUCAUCUACAACAGACGCGAGGCUGACGGGGCCUCGGACUUGGAGGUCGACGCAGCGGAGAGAGCAAGUGCCACGUCGUACAAAUACGCGCUCACGCCGAAGUAA
Molecule: messenger RNA, 369 nt
Organism: Phytophthora sojae
Lineage: Eukaryota; Oomycota; Peronosporomycetes; Peronosporales; Peronosporaceae
Exons: 2
Coding region: 1-369 (122 amino acids)
Source: RefSeq, a predicted model, not a curated record